Blepharisma stoltei is the source of this 679-nucleotide messenger RNA. Lineage: Eukaryota; Ciliophora; Heterotrichea; Heterotrichida; Blepharismidae. The record is from the annotation of a GenBank genome assembly.
AUGCCAAAGAAGAGAGGAUUUUGCUUUUAUUACUGCCUGCUUAUAUCCAUUUUUGCUUCGCUUUUCUUGGUAAGCACUAACAUCCCCCCCCCCCCCUCCGUGAGCGAACAAAACCAUUAGAAAAAUCGCCAUUUUUUGACCAAAAACCCACCCUCCGUGAGUGAACAAAAAUUUUUUUAAUAGAAAAAAAUUUUAAUGGAAAAAAAUUUUGAUAUAUAAGUGAUAAUUAGUAUAAUGAAAAUCUAGAGCUAAUUCUGUUUAAUUUUAAACAAAUUGCGUUUUAAAACAUAAAUUUUGCAAAUUAAAUUAAUAUUUGCUUCCCAAUUUUUGCAAAUUAGGAUUUUUUUAAAUUUCGAAAAAAAUAUAUUUUUUAUAAAAUUUAUAUAUAAAUUUUUUUUUAAAAAAAAAAAUUAACCCCCCUCCGUGAGCGAACAAAAUUUUUUUGUUCGCUCACGGAGGGGGGGGGGGGAGUAAGUAGACUUAUAUUGCUUUAUUGUGUGUUGCAGAUUCCUUACAACUUGACGUAGAGGAUAAGACUGAGCAUUCUUCGACAGUUUUUAUUGCAGCUGGGUUUUAUGAAUUUAUAGCUGUAUUAAUGCUCAUUCAAGGCUUUUUAUGCACCAAGCGUCAAGGUCCAGUUCAAAAUGAAGGCUAUCAAAAGUUGGAAAAUAAAGAAUAA